UUCCUAUCCAUGGGAUGUGUUGAGAAUCUUGUUCAAGUCCCAAUCUCUAUAAAUACUCAGGACUCACCGUUGGGAUAGACCUGUACCUUUUUGUUGUCUUUGUUUGACGUUUCAGAGGCUUUGGGUUUGAGAAUUCAUCAUGGAAGAGGCUCAAGUUGUGGAGUCCAAGGAUGGAACUAUUUCUGUCGCAUCUGCAUUUUCUGGUCACCAUGAAGCUGUCCAAGAUAGAGACCACAAAUUUCUGUCAAAGGCAGUUGAAAAAGCUUAUCAUGGUGUUGAAUGCGGCGAUGGUGGUCCGUUUGGUGCAGUUGUUGUCCGCAAUGAUGAAGUCGUGGUGAGCUGUCAUAAUAUGGUUUUGAAGAACACUGAUCCUACUGCUCAUGCUGAAGUUACUGCUAUCCGAGAGGCAUGUAAAAAGCUCAAGAAAAUCGAGCUGUCUGAUUGUGAGAUUUAUGCAUCCUGUGAGCCUUGCCCAAUGUGCUUCGGUGCAAUUCAUCUUUCACGAAUUAAGAGGUUGGUGUAUGGAGCCAAGGCAGAGGCAGCAAUAGCUAUCGGAUUCGAUGAUUUCAUUGCUGAUGCACUAAGAGGAACUGGCACCUACCAGAAGGCUCACAUGGAGAUCAAACGUGCCGACGGGAAUGGAGCCAUCAUCGCGGAACAAGUCUUCGAGAAGACUAAGGAGAAGUUCCGAAUGUACUAAUCUACGAAUUAAGACAUACAAACUCUGUAUGAACUACUCUAUUCGCGUCUAAUCCUUUUGUUAAUAAUAAGUACAGUACAGUACAUUACAUAACAUUCCAUUGAGAAUCACAAAAAACUAAUAUUGAUAUCUUCCAGAUUGUUUCUCAA
This is a messenger RNA of Dioscorea cayenensis subsp. rotundata (Guinea yam), 849 nucleotides long. RefSeq names its product guanosine deaminase. NCBI's taxonomy places the organism in Eukaryota, Viridiplantae, Streptophyta, Magnoliopsida, Dioscoreales, Dioscoreaceae. Gene Ontology annotation, biological process: purine nucleoside catabolic process. Gene Ontology annotation, molecular function: guanosine deaminase activity; zinc ion binding. The record is from RefSeq and is a predicted model, not a curated record. The transcript has 5 exons. The coding region runs from base 140 to 700 and encodes 186 amino acids.